GGAGGAGUCUACUUUUCACGCCGCCCUCUUAGCACGCCGACCACACAGCAGGCCGCCGCGACGUGCUCUCACGACUGUGUCCACCACUCUGGCCCUGGCGGACUACUUUUCCACCGUCAUAUCGACAGUAAAUUUCCUGUACACGUACAAAUGCUGUCUCUGCAUGAAAAAAUUUGCCUUCAAUCCUAGUGUAGCAUGACAAGUUGUACACUGCAAGUUAGCAAAAUGUGUCAUGCAUUUUGUACAUGUACAGGAAAUUUUAAUUUACAUUGCAUACGUCACUCACCACUUUUACGACAUUUUCAUUUACACCAACCGACAACUGAUUCUCACCGGCAGCGCCGCUGCCACCUUUGCC
Molecule: messenger RNA, 358 nt
Organism: Amoebophrya sp. A120
Lineage: Eukaryota; Dinophyceae; Syndiniales; Amoebophryaceae
Source: the annotation of a GenBank genome assembly